UUCCCGGAAAUUGGGAGCAUGCGUAGAUAGCAUUACGAAGCUCAGCAAUUCAGGAAGAUAAAUGUAAAUGAUGCGUGAGCGUUUUUCGUGGAAAAAUUUGUUUACAAUACAACAGACUUUUGUGUACGACUGACUGCUACUCUUCGAAGCAGGUAAUUUACUUUAAUUUCUUUCAGAUUUCAACGGAAACUAACACCGACUAUCUUAAAAAUUUAAACUAUAACUUAUGGGCACUUUUAAUGACGAAUUCUGUCUCAGUGUGGACAGUGAACAAUUCUUAGAACACACGCUCUGAUUUUAUCUUCGUUGAGCCCAUCUACAAGGGCAAUUUCAUCAUUGAAUUAAAGAGAAGAAAUGAUGGACGAAGGAACAAAAAAGGUUACACUUUUUACUCCAAGUAAUGUCUGCCAUAAAUAUUUCAAAAUCAUAUAGCAUGGUAUGGUGAUUCACACAAAAGACGAUAAAUAUUGAGGGGCUCUUGAAAGUUCGGCGAAAAUGUUGUUAACCAAUCCAUUGUUACGCGGUCAUGGUUCAAGUUCCUUGUAUCAUUCAAAAUUUUUCAUGCCUAAGAACUUUAUCGGAGCGCGAGUGAACUCUGCAAUGAACCGGGGCGGAAAGGACCGUACUGGAGUGGACCCAGAACUCUUGUAAACCUAUCCAAUUUAACCCGGAAUGAGAGAAAUAUGAAAGUCAUCCGAGGAAAGAUACUUAAAAAAUUGUUUUCUAAUUAUAUACUUUUUCUUAGAAAGACCGGUAGUUUGACUGAAAUUGUAUACGUGAGUUCUUCUUGGAAUCGACCGAGAUGUUUGUUUUCACUCAAAGGCCAAUCCGCAAACAACACUCGGUUCAUGGAAUGUUAGAAAAGUUUGUAAAUACCCGCUAUUCACUUCGUCUUCAAAGCUGAGAGUAUUUUUACAACUGAGAAAAUGAUAACUCCAUAACAAGAGACUGAAAAAUCCAAAUAACCAAUGGAGUUGAGUGUAUCAUUUCGAAGCGAAAUGCAAAAUUCCGACUUUAAAUUAUUUUUGCUAUUAAUGAAUAUUAGCAUUCAGUUACGCUUUCUUAUCGCUCAUGCCGCAUGGAAGAAGGGACUUAUACUGUGAUUACUGGCAUUCCCAGAUUAGAUAUAUCGCCAGACAAAUGUGUUAUCACAAGCGGUUCUUUCAGCAUCGGACUUUUGGAAACUCUUUCUCUGAAAUAUUACACUGAAUCCACCAGUUUACAUUGGUUUCUUAGAACAUUGCGAAAUUCAACGCUUUCGGGUAAAUUUACAGAAUUGACAGAAAAACCGUGCCUAGAAACGCAAUUUUGAACUACAAGCCUAUUUUAGUGUAUGCUGAAUUUAAGACCAGCAUCUUACAAUUGUUAAAUUGAAGAUUUUAAAUAUUGCUCUGCCGAUCGUUUAUUUCAUGACCUGUCGAUACCCGGGAGAGAGGGCCAUUUAUAACUUACUAUUUUCGUACAGGAACAAAAAAAAAAAAUGACAUCGUUGUGAUCCAUAUUUAAGUAUUUUUAGCUUACAACUACAACCAGGAUCCUUACCCGUAUAUUCAUACUGAGCUUCAUCAUUGAAAAGUUAUCAUUCAGUAAUCUUGAUCGAAUGAAAGCAAGCAUCUUCUCUACACAGUCCAUGAACAGUUUGGUGUACAACUAUCGAAUCUACCUGACCAGCUAAAAGUUAUAUUUUAACGAUCUGGCAUAUCGGUCAAAAAUUGGCUCAAGGGUUGGCCGGUGCGAAGAUGCGCCUCAUAAGCUUCCAGCCAUAUCAGACCCUUCAUUGUCACCUGGUACAAAGUAUUAUCGCUCUUCCAUCUAUUUGGCCUGAAAUGGCAGAUGCCUGUGUAGCCUUCUACGGUUUGCCCGAUGUGGUUGUCUCCUGGAUAGUGCUCUAGUAGAUCUCCGUUACGCGCCGUCAAUCUAGCCGAUGCCUUGACAACCAUGUUGGGACAGGAAUUGGGGAAAUCAGUUGGCAGAUAAAUCCUCAGCGUGUACUGUCUGUCGUUGGUGCAUGUAGCUCGAACUUCCACUAUCGUUUGGUCUCCGGGACUAAUCCAUGUCACUCUGUCGCGAAAAUAGCUCUCCAACAGCGUUUUCUCAAAGCCGAGCCUCUGUCUCUGGGCUUGUGACCAGGGCAUCACUUCAAGUUGGUUGUUUUAGCUGUUCUGUUCUCUUGAUAGGGUGUGCACAGCAAUGAUUCUCCAGUUUAAGUGAGGGAGGUAUAGUUGUUAACAUUAUAUAUUGUUUUUUGAAUUAGAAAUGAUGCGCUCAUGCGCAAAGAAAGCAAUUUGAGGAAAUAAAAUGCCUCGAGCAAUUUCGCUACGUCAUGUCCACCCCGAGCAGGGCUGCACUACCAUGUAAGGUCACAUAAUUUCGUCUGUCUAUGUACUUUUCAUGUACAUAAACUACAUUUAUCAAUUCACUCCUUUUUUCAUGACAACGUUUAAACGUCAUGUCUUCAAUGCUCUCAAUGUAAUCGAACUUCUGAGAGAAAUGCUGCUUUCAAAAUUAUAGGGUCCAUGCUAUUAAUAUUGCCCCUUAACUUUAGUAGGACACAAGGAAAAAUUCCAAAGAUUGAUCGACUUAAUAUUCUAUUAACCUAAAUCUACGAACUGAUACGUCUUUAAUGUAUAUAUUCUUGUUAGACAAAAAUAAAAGAUCCUAAGAUUAUUAUGCAGUUGACACUAGUUGUCAUUGAGCUCUCUAAUCCCACUCUAAAGAAAUGUUUGAUGACAAAUUGUAAAUUAUUAUAGACGCAGUUAAUUUAAAGUUUUUAACAUGUUGGAUAAACCGGUUUAUUAAUUUAGCGAGUUCAUUCGCUGCUCCAUAUUAAGCAAGCACUAUGUCAUACCCCUUAGCUUCGAAAUUGCUUUUAGAAUAAUCUUUUGGCAGGUAUUUGGGGAGUGGGAAGGCAGAUUUAAAGACUUUCGCUUUGUACAACUUUUGUCGUUCGUAAUUAAGAUUGUCAUGUUAAAUGUUGACUCGUCCAAGCCUUUUUCCUAGAACCCAAAUCAUUUCAUUUACGCAGGUUAGAAAGACAGGACAACAGCAAAAUUUAACCGCAAAAACGUGAUUCGCCAGAGCAAUUAUUAAUCCUACACACUUCCGGGACCGAGCGAUUGAUCCGAGGAAAGUGAAGUUUAUAAUUUUAUUUUCUGCAUAAGAAAAACGCAUUUUUUUUUCCGCGAUAGUCGUGGCUGUAUUUGGAAACCGAAAUAGCUCGCACUUUCCGUCAAAUAAGACGCAUUAUUAUUUCAAUACUUCGCAAGAGCCGACCGAAAUUUUUGCGAUUUUCAUACAGCUUUGACGAAGAGUUGAUUCAACAAGCUCAGGCGGAGAAAAUAGGAUUUGUGAAUUUAUGACACGGUGACUGAUUUCUUUGGUUUUUCAUUCCAUUUCUUCUCUAGCUGGUCUUUGUCAUGGAACCAUUAACUCUCGUUACAUGUACUCACUUUAACAAAAUCUGAAUAUCCUUAACUGACAUGUAAACAUUUCCGGGAAAAACCGGUAGGCUCAGAGUAUCACAUGACGUAACGAUUUCUUAGAAAUGUUAUUUACGGCCCAUGAAAAAGCUCAUUGCAAUAAAAAGUGAAAAACAUUUUGCUCUGAUCGUCCCAAGCUGCUUCGUUAUUGCGACUUAUUCACUGAUAUUUUUCGGUUGACAGUACGAGCCAAGAUGAGUCUGACAGUGACAAUCCACGAGGGUGAACUUAGGCAGAUUAAGCAACGUAUUGCAGAAAAACGGAUUGAGAGCGGACAUCUGUUUGGUCUGUGGACUCAUUCAAAUCAGCCAGUCGUGCAGUAUAUCACUGGUAGUCUUAAGGACGAAGAUGAAGAAGAGUUGUUCAAACCCCAUGCUCUUCGACGCGUUGGGAUAUGGAGCACAAAAGAAUCUGGCGGUAAGAAACGAAAUUCAGUGUCCUAUUAGGGGAAGUAACAGUGUCUAUUUUACUCUAUGUGCUAAAGUCAACUACUAGUACCACUUUCGCUCGGUUUGUUUCGUCUUUAAUUUAAUUUUUUGGGAGGGUGGUUCGCCUUGUUGAAUAUUUCAAAAUUUAUCGAAGCAAAUGAAAUUUGACUAUACGAUUGUGAAAUAUAAACGAGGCCUGACUACAGAAUCAAUUUCCUAGAACUGGAGGCAAACGAAAUAGAAUACUCACUCACCCCUUCCCUCUACUUAAAAUGAACAAUUGUUAAGCAAUAGAUGUCUUGUCCAUCACAUUGAGUUAGCUUUUGGCCAAGAAGAGUAACUAUAUAGCCCCUUAUGUUCUGCAGGUAGUGAAAAGUUCACUGCGAGGUCUCAUUUUGUUUAGUUCAUGAUGAUUCAUAUAUUUUGUUUAAGGUGUAAACCAAGGUAAAGGAAAGCCCUGCUUUGUAUAUAUGAAGGUUGGUGUGGACAACGAAACACUGGACGUGAAGCAAGUUUGUGUCGUUGAAAAGGAAGCUUCAUUGAAGGGAAUACUCGGUAAUAUCCUUAAAUAUUCGAUUGUUUAUUUUAAAAAAAUUGGUGAACCAGUCGCCGUUAGAGUAUUUACUACAAUAAUUAUUCAUGAAUCGGUGCACACACGCGUCCUCGUUAUCAUGAUUUCCACCAAACACAGGACCUUGCAAUAAUGGGAAACUUGGCAAGAUUAGAUUCCCCCUAUCAGUCGUAUAAAUUUUUCUUUUUAACAUACUGCUGAGCAGGAUCAUGUUUCGUCUUGUCUUGCAACGCUCUCCCUUCCCCGUCAAGGCAUAAUCGAAAGAUUAGCUAUUUUCAUAUCUCCAUAGGGGAAAAUAACAGUAAUGAAAUUACGAUAAUAAGAAUUUUAGACGCAAAUGACGGUUUUACCGCGUAUUAACUGUUUCGUGGUUGUUUAAAAAGAGGGUUUUGUUGUAAAGCAGCAAAAUAAUUGAGCCGUCAGGCGUAAAUAAGUAAAAUCAUUUUGUUAACUUAACAGAAAUUCAUUAGCCGUCAGCCGUAAAAUGGCCAAAAUUUUAAUCGUUUUCAGCAAAAGCCAUUGCCCUAUGGAGGCUCUCAGGUAAUUGCAACGUUAGAUUUUCAGUGCUAAAAAUGUAAGUUGAAUAUUUCUAAAACAGGAUACUUUCAAAAUACGGUUAGUUAAGAGCCUACACUUGGAUUAUUUACCCAUCUGUUCUUCCAAUUAUUGUAAACAUUCUAUGAUUUAUUUUCACAGAGGUACUGCCGGAGGACAGCGCUUUCCGCCUCAGUAAUCCUUUCAGUGGAACACAAAAGAAAUAUCACAAUGAUCCGGUAAAGGGCGAGUUUCGCUGGACUUCAACUUCAUCGCAACAGGCCGAAACAAAAAGAGAGCAGUGGUACUCGGUGAAAGAAGGCAUGGACCUUUUUGGAAAGAUCCAUGGCGCUCUCCAGGGGACAUUUCAAGUAACUGGUACAAGCAGAGACAAAGAGACCCACGAUCUAUGCGUUGCACUAAGGUUUGUACAACGAGAUUUUGCAAUAGAAUUUCCAGCUAAUUUUCCUGAUGGUGAGGCCACAUUGAGUACUGAAGACAAAGAUAUUCCGAUCUCUUUGGGAAAACCAGUCAAGGAAAAAGGAAACUUUAACGAUUCGAAAUCUGGUGAAAAGGAAAAUGACAAGGCAGAUCAUGCAGAUGAUGUAGCACCUGACGAUAACCGAUCUAAAGAGGCUGCAUCAGAGCAAAGUCAGCAGCCCGGGAAGCAUCCGGAUGAUAACGAAAUUGCACAGCUGUUAGUCCAAGGAAUACUAAAAAUAAUUCAGCCAAAGAAUAGGGAGAAAGGAUCCUCGGUAUGAAAUGGAAAGGAAGCACAGUCAUGUCUUUUGUGAUAGCUUUCAGUUUUAUUUUUGCGACAGGAAAUAUUAUAAAUUUCUCUCCUUCUGCAUGAGUUUUCUCGUUCAUCUACUGCCUAGAAUAAUCACGAACAAAAGAUUGUAUUCUCUUGUCAUGAUCAAUAAACCCUAUUUCACACUAAAGCAUAAGGUAUCCGAUGUGGUGGGCACGCUUACAGCGGUAUGAAUAAGGGGUGUCGAUUUCCGUAAUCUGUUUUUGUUUAAUGAACACUGAUAACCGAUAGAAGUUUGACAGUUAAAUUUUGGUCAAGUUUCAGCAACAACUGUUGAUAUACUGGUAGUAAUGAAAAAAAAUUUUUUGACACAAUAUAAUUGUUCUUAAGAUCUAUUACAACAAACAAUCUCACGAGACGCCAGAGAAUGUAAACUGGCCAGUAAUUUUAACAACUUGAAGUGUAAUCCGCCAAAAUCAAUCGAGAACACACGAAAACAAUACAAUCAAGAAUGUAAUCAGCAAGUGCUUUACAACACAGCUCUCUUCCAGCAUAAACUGCAACGCUAAAGGAUUAUGGGUAAUGUCAUCAAAAGUCUACACAUGUUUUGAAUCAUUAAAUAUAUUCCUUCAAGAUCGAUUGGCUGCAAAGAACAAGGGACCUGCAUUACUUAUCGCCUUGUGGAGGAGGGGGGGGGGUUGGGGUUGGAGUAUUUUGGCUGUGUCACGAUAAAUUUUUUCUCGACUUCCCCUCCCCCCUCUCCCAAUAAAGCUAAUUAAUGUUCCUAUGAUCCUUUAAAAAAGGCGACAGGAAAUAGCAGUUUGACAUAAGAGUGGCAGUUAAAUAUAUUCAAUUGAAAGACUGAUUAUAGUUAAGAUCUUAUAGUAAUAACAAGUAGAAGUUGAUACGAUUAAUGAAAUGAAUCAACAGCCAGUACGGCUGAUAAUUCAAGAAAACAACAUUUGAAUUUUUCUCCAACUUAGAAAUGGAGAAAGGCGGAAGAUAAAAGUGAAAAUAACAUAAUUCAAAUCCUCUCCUUUCAAUUAC
This is a messenger RNA of Pocillopora meandrina, 6810 nucleotides long. NCBI's taxonomy places the organism in Eukaryota, Metazoa, Cnidaria, Anthozoa, Scleractinia, Pocilloporidae. The record is from the annotation of a GenBank genome assembly.